Messenger RNA from Macrosteles quadrilineatus (aster leafhopper), 4166 nucleotides. Its product is annotated as solute carrier family 35 member F6-like. Gene Ontology annotation, cellular component: intracellular membrane-bounded organelle; Golgi membrane. The coding region runs from base 159 to 1268 and encodes 369 amino acids. Gene Ontology annotation, biological process: pyrimidine nucleotide-sugar transmembrane transport. The record is from RefSeq and is a predicted model, not a curated record. Gene Ontology annotation, molecular function: pyrimidine nucleotide-sugar transmembrane transporter activity. The transcript is spliced from 9 exons. NCBI's taxonomy places the organism in Eukaryota, Metazoa, Arthropoda, Insecta, Hemiptera, Cicadellidae.
CAGCCAGCAAACUUUUUGUGCCGUGGAGUGGAUGGGAUGGAUUGUGAAAGGCUACAACCAUCAAGAUUUCAAGAAUUUUAAUUAAUGAACUUCGAACAAUAAAAAAUAGGACUACCACUUGAGGAUUGUGUAAUACGUCACCAUUUGGAUAAAUAAACAUGGCCUGGACCAAAUAUCAAAUCAUCCUCGGGGUGGUCAUGGUUAUUACCGGUUCUCUAAACACUUUGACUACCAAGUGGGCUGAUAAACUUUCUGCAGCUGGAAGUGAUGGGGUGGUUAGGCAGUUCGAUCAUCCGUUCCUUCAGUCCUCUACAAUGUUUCUGGGGGAAAUUUACUGCCUUCUCGCAUUCAAACUUAUUUUAUUCUACCAGAUCUAUAAGCAAAGACAGGGUAAUUCCUAUGAAGAAAGUACUGCAACCAGAGGCAACCAGGAGUUCAACCCGAUGAUAUUUCUCCCACCAGCUCUGUGUGACAUGGUGGCUACGUCACUCAUGUACAUCGGACUCAACUUGACCCAUGCUUCCAGUUUCCAAAUGUUAAGAGGUUCAGUGAUAGUGUUUGUGGCGCUUCUAUCGAUGGCUUUCCUGGAGCGUCAGUUGGUAUGGAAGCAUUGGACGGGAAUUUCCCUCAUUGUGCUUGGUCUGUUCCUGGUUGGAUGGGCAGAUAUUAUGCAUUCUGGACAGGAUACGGAUAUAAAUGGAACAAUUACAGGAGAUUUGCUUAUCAUUAUGGCUCAGAUAAUCACAGCAAUGCAGAUGGUUUAUGAAGAAAAGUAUGUAAAUUCCAAAGACAUCAAUCCAUUACAGGCUGUGGGCUGGGAAGGAACGUUUGGAUUCCUAGCUCUGGCUUUGCUACACAUUCCGUUCUACUACUGGAAGGUUCCUCCUCCAUUCUCCAACAACUCACGGGGUACCUUGGAAGACAUUCCGGACGCAUUUGUUCAAAUGUCCAAUAACAAACUCAUCAUUGUUGCUCUUAUUGGUACUGUCGUUAGCAUCGCUUUCUUCAACUUUGCCGGCAUCAGUGUUACUAAGGAGUUGUCCGCUACUACCAGGAUGGUGUUGGACUCUGUUCGCACUCUCAUCAUCUGGGCUGUCUCCCUUGCGUUGAGUUGGCAAGAGUUUCAUCUCCUCCAGGUUCUCGGAUUCUUCUUCCUCAUUCAAGGAAUGUGUGUCUACAACGAUCUGCUACCCUCUUUCGCAUCGCUGAGACGACGUUUGCGUAACGAUGAAGACCCUCUGAUCAGUCAACCUCCCGACCAGCCUUAGUACCUCUGUAGAUCAGAGAAGUUUGCUAGUUACUCGUUUGUGCAGUCAUUUGCCUUAUCGUAAAACUUAAAAACCAAUUGCAAAACCAUUUUAUACAUCUUUUCAAGGUAACAAAUUCUUCUUCUCCCCUGCUCAAUUGACACUAAAUUUAAAUUUACUAACAUUUUAAAUUGACUUAAAUCUAUGCUGAAUUUAUGAGUUGUAAUACCCAGACACCAAUUUUGCUUUUAUUUUUAGCUUUUAGAUUCAAUCAAUAUGAAUUAUGUGAACGAUUUGUUUCUAACAGCAACAGCGUUCAUUUUGGAUCAGGUUCACUUAUCAAAAGCCUAAUACUAGCUAAACAUUUUAACUGUCAAAAAAUGUUGCAGACUAAAUCCUAUGUGGUCGUAUGAAUGAAUGAACGUAUUUCUUCUGCUUCUUCUUCCAAGGAAUUUUUAAUGUGAAGACAGAAAUGCCAUUAAGGCUACAUGUCAACUAGUCAAGCCUGCUGAAAAAAAUAAAAUUAUAACUUGACUUGAUUUUUACUAAAUCAUUGUUAAAACUUGGACCAAUCUACUUUAUCAAAAUUUUGCAUCUUCAAUUUGGAUUUUAAAGACAAAAUUAUUAAAUUGAGGGAGAACGGGAAGUAUAGUUUUGCCAAGCUUUCUUUAUUUUACGAUGAUUUUUCAAAGUGAAAAACAUUACUCUAGUAUUUACUCAUGUUAUAUUUAUUCGGCGAAUGUGAUAUAGAAAAUAAGCAAGUGACUGUACUAGGCAAUUGAAACUUGACUGAACGAUUAAAAAUGUGUGAAGUAUAAAGGUUGAUUCACACAUAUCAGUUCCCUCACAGACCAGUCACAGUUCAGUCUCAGUUGCAUCCAUAAUUUCUCGGUCAAACUGUCAUUAAUUUGGUUUCAGUCAGUCUUCCGUCACUUAAUUUAUAGUGAUGUUACAGUCACUGUAAAUUAAAACACAAUAUUCUAUCAAUUUUUUACGUUCAAUCUUGUUGAUUGUUACAAAAAACACUAAAAAUUAAGAAACUAUCAUUUAAAUAAAAAAAAAAACACUAUUUUCUAACCUCAUACACAUUUGUUAGGCAUCCAACAAAUCCAAAAAUAUAGGUGAGAAGAAAUCUGAAACUGAAUGGUGGACGCCAGCAGAGCGACUGACGGAACUGCGUUGGAUGAGUGUAGAUAGCGCAAUAGAAAAUCCAUUCAAGAAUAAAUUGUUUGACUGUGACGCGAGACACGACUAAUGUGACUGGAAUGUGACGUGUCGUAACUGAUAUAUGUGAAUCGACCUUAAGAGUUAUAAUAUCAUGUUGUGGUUUAUACUUGAUAACAAUUUUGUGAUUUUAGAAAUAAGCAAUGGGUGAAUCAUUUCCUCCUCUUUUAUAACAUAACAUUGCCCUUUCGCCCUUUUAAUCUGAUAAGUUAGUUUGUGGCAUUUAUGUAGAGUUAAAUACGUUUGUGCCAAUAAUUAUGUUGGUCAAUAGAAAAGCAUCUGUAUAUAAGUUGCAUUAUUUUAUGUUUGACAUAUUUAGUUUGUAUAUUGCAUUUUUUGCAUAAAUUAUUAAAAAGUUUAGGAUGUACACUGUUUUAUUGUAAAUUCAAUCAUUAAUUUUUCAACAGUUAAUUUCUUUUACUAAAUAAGUUUUGACAAAUGUUACUGCAAUGCAUAGGACUGAUUUGUCUACAGUAAAAUAAAAACCUUUAAAAAUGCAUGUUUCAUAUUAUAAUGGUGAAAAUAUUUGUUCUAUUCUUUGUUAGACAAUGAUGUAUAUUGUGAAUGUUUAUGGUGCCAAUUUCAUAAAAAUAUCUAUUAUUACCCAAAGAAAAGGUGUUAUAGAAAGUUUGUACUUUAUGAGUUGCCCACUAAUCUAUUAAUAGCCAAUAGCCAUAUAGUUACCCAAUAUAGUACAUUAUUUGUAGUUUUAGCGUAUUUCCCUAUAGGGAAGUGGCUAUUACUGUAGGUAAGACGUAGACCCAGGACCAAUUUAUCUUUUCAUUUUGAUGUCCCUAGAGGUCAACAACAUUUAUGGGCUUAUGACUAACAAGGAGGAAAGUAUGUGUUAAUUUCUGGCUAUUUUUAUUUUCUUUAUUAUCCGAACUAUCUAACUCAAUAGUUCUUCUACAUUCUAACUAAAAGUUUACUGACAAAGUUUUUAUUUAUUAAUUCAGUUACUAUUAUCUUUAUAGACUUGCAUAUGUUUGGAUGACAAUUAGGUUAAAAAGCAAUAUACUAACCUCCAAUUAGAAAUCUGAAAAAUCAAUGAAUAAGACUGAAGAGUUAAUUGGAUGAAACCAAAGUUACUAAUCAAAAUGUGAUGACAAAGACUUUCAUCUGGGUUUCUUCCUUUUAUUUUUUCUGAUUGUGUUUAUUUUUAUAACCUAUUGUGUUUCUAGCAUAGCCUGUCUUAUAGUUUAUGUGAUAGGAAAAGCAGUUAUGUAGGACGUACAAUUAAUUGAGAAUGGGAGGAUGAAAGUUCAUCAUAGCAACAUUUCAUCGAAAGAAAUUGACCUUAUUUAGUCAAAUUGUUAAUUUCAAGCCUCUUGUUGCUAAAUCCUUGAAACCAUCUAACCGAAACCAAGCGUAGACUCUUUGUUGCUAACUUAAAAUCUUUUUGGAGUUGGACAGGUUCAAUUCAACCAAGAGAUUCUGUUGAUACAACUUAACUUUUUGUUAGCAUCAUUCUGUUAAGUUUUUCCCCAGUGCAUUAUGAAUUAUCAAUCGUUGAGAUGGGGACUCCAUAUCUUUAACCUCCUUUCAAUGGUGUAUUUUUCAAUAAUCUUAUCAUAAGUAUAGCCAUAAAUAUAUUUUUGGGAAUUGUUGAUAUAAAUUUGUUCUGUAUCAAAACUAAUAAAUUGUACUCCUAUGUUGUUAUAUAUUAUUCAAGAAAAUAAAGGUAUCUCAUUUUUA